Messenger RNA from Aureococcus anophagefferens, 2712 nucleotides. RefSeq lists its product as hypothetical. Gene Ontology annotation, cellular component: membrane. The coding region runs from base 1 to 2712 and encodes 903 amino acids. The transcript has a single exon. The record is from RefSeq and is a predicted model, not a curated record. Lineage: Eukaryota; Pelagophyceae; Pelagomonadales; Pelagomonadaceae.
AUGGCCGCGCGCCGCAGCAGCCUCGCGCGCGCCGCGGACAAGACGGAGGACGUCAUCUCCCGGGCCUGCGCCGUCGUGGCGACCUUCGCGUCGCGCAAGCCCUGGCGCACCGUGGGCCUCUGCCUCUUCCUGAGCGCGGUGCUCGCGAGCGGCUUCUCCCAGAUCAAGAACGAGGCGCGGCCCGACAAAUUGUACGUGCCCGCGUACAUGAAAUCCCAGGAGGACCGGGCGUGGAUCGACGACCGCUUCGGCUCCGCCGACGUCGUUUCCUCCGUGCUCCUGGACCACCGCGGCGACGCGAAUCUCCUCACGAAAGCCGCGCUCCGCGACGCCUUCGACGUCUACGAGGACGUGCUGGCCAUCUCGGCCGAGGACGGCGCGACGGGCUACGACGCCCGUAGCUGCGCGGUCGGCGGUUGGAACGGCCUCUGCCAGAAGUCGUCGAUCCUCGCGUUCUGGAACUACAGCCGGGCCGCGCUCGAGGACGAUCCGGACGUGCUGGCCACGGUGAACCGCCCCGCGCCGGACUGCUGCUCGCCCGUGGGCCGGGACGCGUCGCUCUUUAGAGUGGCGGCGAAGUUGCGCUACGACGACGCCGGCGCGGUGACCUACGCGGGGUCGCUCAAGUUCGACUUCUACCUGGACAACGACGCCCACGAGAAGACGAACGUCGACCCCCACGCCCAGCGCCUCGAGCGCAAGUUCAACGAGAAGCUGCGGAGGGCGUCCUACGAGUCCUUCGACCGGCCCAUGCCUUUGAACGCCGCGGGCGCGGCGGAGAACGUCGACGGCGCCUUCGAUUAUGAUCGCACCUUCGUGAACCUGGCGUCCAUCGUCAUCUUCUGCUACGCCUACUGGGCCCUCUACGAUCGGAGGGACCCCUUCAAGAGCCGGGGCUGGCUGGGGGUGGCCGCGGCCGUCGUCGUGCUCGUCGCGGUGCUCGCGGCCUUCGGGCUGGCGCUCUACUGCGGCGCCAUCUUCUCGGCGACGGCGUCCAUCGCCGUGUUCCUCGUGCUGGGCAUCGGCCUCGACGACGCGUUCGUCAUCUGCGGCGCGGAGUUGGUGCAUUUCGGGGACUUCCACGACGACGUCGACAGAAUCGCGGAGGGUUCGGCGACGGUCGACGACGUCGCGGCGCGGCGCGUCGAGCGGGCCAUGGCCGCGGCGGGGCCGUCGAUCACGGUGACGUCCGUGACGGACUUCUGCGCUUUUGUGGCCGGGUCGUUCACGGCGAUCCCGGCGAUCUCGUCGUUCUGCGCGUUCUGCGCCGCGGCCGUGGCCGUCGACUUUCUCCUUCAGGUGAGCCUGUUCGUCGCCAUCUUCUCCCUGGACCUGCGCCGCAAGCUGCGCCGCGCCGUCGCGGAGCGCGCGAGCGGCGACCGCGCGCGGUGCUGCGAGAGAUGCUGCGUGAAGGAGGCGCCGCCGCCGGACCGCGAGCCCGAGCGCGCGAACUGCUACGGCGGGAGUUACGCGGACGCGCUCCUAUCGAAGCCGGGGAAGGCCUUCGUGCUGCUCGCGACGCUCGGGUUGGCGGGCCUCGGCGCGAGCGGCGCGGCGUUGACGGAAGCCAACUACCAGUACGACUGGUUCCUGGUCAGGGGCUGGUACCUCACGAACUACGACUACAACAUGGAGCACUACGGCGACAGCGGCGUCACCUGGGUCGGCCUCUACACGGAGCACGCGGACUACUACGAGAACCGGCAGACGAUGGCCGACCUGUUGGAGGCCUACGGCAACCUGCGCUUCGUGGCGAGCACGUCGCUCGAGUCGAACUGGUUCUCGGCGCACGAGGCCUGGGCGGCCGGCGAGGCGUCGACGUUCAGCGACGGCACGUCCUACUGCUACUCGGUCCGCGACUUCCUCGCCACGGCCGACGGCUCCGACUACGCGGAGAACGUCGUCUUAGACGUGUCCGACGACACCUGCGAGAUCACGGCGACGCGCGUCGACACGCUCUGGAACGAGGACGAGGACGACCAGUCGACCAUCAUACGCAACCGGCGCAUGGUCAAGGCGCGGCAGACGGCGCGCACCUACGGCCGGCCCCUCGGCCCGCCCAAGGUCUGGAACUUCGCGUUCAUCUUCGGCGAGGGCGUAAGGCUCGUCUACGCGGAGACGCUGUUCUCCAUGGUCAUCGCCUGCGUCACCGUGGCCGUCAUCCUCGUCUUCCUCCUGGGCGACGUGCGCGCCGCGGCGAUGGUGUCGUCGAUGGUCGUCAUGGUCUGCGUCAUCACCUACGGGUCCAUCUACUGGUACGGCGACGGCCUGAACAACGUGUCGGCCUUCUUCGUCGUCAUCGCCGUGGGCCUCGCCACGGACGCGUCGGCCCACUACUGCCACGCGUUCCAGGGCUCGGAGAAGGCGGACCCGGACGACCGCGCGCGCGACGCGCUCCGCAAGCUCGGGCCGUCCGUCUUCAAGGGCGGCGCGUCGACGGUGCUCGGCAUCUCCAUGUGCGGCUUCUGCAAGACCUACGUCUUCCGCACCUUCUUCAACUACCUCAUCACGAUCCUCCUCCUCGCGCUCUGGUUCGGCCUCGCGACGAUGCCCGUGCUCUGCUCCCUCGUCGCGCCCGCGCCGCGCCACCGGGCGGAGGCCGCCGAGAAGCCCGCCGGGCCCGCGAAGCUCGCGCCCGACGACGCCAAGGGCGACGUCGCGGACGCCGCCGUCGUCGAGGACGCCGACGCGCCCCUGGCCCUCGCCGGCUAG